This is a messenger RNA of Tetrahymena thermophila SB210, 1773 nucleotides long. Its product is annotated as phenylalanyl-tRNA synthetase beta chain. The transcript has 9 exons. NCBI's taxonomy places the organism in Eukaryota, Ciliophora, Oligohymenophorea, Hymenostomatida, Tetrahymenidae. Gene Ontology annotation, biological process: phenylalanyl-tRNA aminoacylation. The record is from RefSeq and is a predicted model, not a curated record. Gene Ontology annotation, cellular component: phenylalanine-tRNA ligase complex; cytoplasm. Gene Ontology annotation, molecular function: RNA binding; ATP binding; phenylalanine-tRNA ligase activity.
AUGCCUAUUGUCUCUGUUAACAUUAAAAAUUUCUUCAAAAAGUUAGGAAAGGAACUCAAAUUCCACGAAUUGGAAGAAUUAUGCUUCGAAUAUGGUAUCGAAGUAGAAGAAAAGGAAGUCUCCAAGAAAAAUAAGAAGUCAGGCAAAGAAGAAAAAGUUAAAGAAUAUGCUUUUGAAGUUGGUGCUAACAGACCUGAUUUACUCUCUGUAGAAACUCUUACUUAAGCUUUGGGAGUCUUUAUUGGUACUCGCCAACCCCCUCAAUAUACAGUAAAGCCUGUUGAACAAAGAUAAAAGAUUAUUGUUAAGAAGGAUUGCAAGCGUAUUAGACCUUUUGUUGUUGGUGCUGUUUUGAGAAAUGUUACCUUCACUCAAGAAUCCUAUGAUUCUUUCAUUGACUUCUAAGAUAAGUUACAUCACAAUCUUUGUCGUAGAAGAAGAUUAGUCGCUAUUGGUACUCAUGAUUUAGAUACCAUAUAAGGUCCUUUUACUUAUGAUGCUAGAAACCCUGCUGACAUCAAGUUUGUACCUCUCGAUAAAACCGAAAGCAUGGAUGGAAACAGACUUAUGGAAUUUUACGAAAAAGACUCUCACUUAAAAGAUUUCUUACCCAUUAUCAGAAAUUCUCCUGUUUAUCCUGUAAUUCUUGACUCAAAUAAUGUUGUAUGCUCUCUUCCUCCCAUCAUUAAUGGUGACCACUCUAAAAUUAAACUUACUACUAAAAACGUUUUUAUUGAAUCAACUGCUACUGACUAUACUAGAGCUUUGAUUGCCUUAAACUGUUUAGUUGCUGCCUUCUCUGAAUAUUGUGCUGAACCCUACACCGUCGAAGAAGUUGAAAUUCAUUAUGAAGAAGAAAAUAGAACAGAUAUUACUCCCUAAUUUACUAUUAAUAAAUUUUAAACUAAAAUUUCUCACUUAAACAGCGUUGGUACCAUCAAUGUUACUGCAGAAUAAGCUUGCAAAUUAUUAGAAAGAAUGAGUCUUACUGCAAAAGUUCUUAAUAAUGAUGAAAUCGAAGUAGCUGUCCCAAUCACCAGAGGAGAUAUUCUUUAAGAGUGUGAUAUUAUUGAAGACGUUUGCAUUGCAUACGGUUUCAAAAACAUCAAGGCUGUUUUACCUAAAACUCCUACUGUUGGUAAAUAAUUAUUACUCAACAAGAUGAGUGAUUUGAUUCGUGAAGAAAUCGCUGCAGCUGGUUAUAAGGAAGGUCUUAAUUUCGUUUUAGUUUCAAGAGAUGAUUUAACCAAAAAGCUUAAAAAGGAAAAUGAUGAAUAAAUGAUUAUUAUUGACAACCCCAAAACUGAAGAAUUCAGCGUUGGUAGAACUACACUUCUUCCUGGUUGCCUUAAAUGGUUAUCAUCAAAUAAAAAGAAUAAGAUCCCUAUCAGUAUGUUUGAAGUUGGUGAUGUUAUUUUGAAGGAUGAAACUAGAGAAACUAAUACCAGAAACGAAAGAAGAUUAUGUGCUAUCUACACUAAUCACAACUCUGAAUUAGAAGUUGUUCAUGGUUUACUUGAUUAUAUUAUGUUAAAGCUUAUGGUUAACCUUGAUUCUACAGGAACUUGUAAGGCAGAAAGAAGAUACAGACUUGUUCCUUCUGAUGAACCUACAUAUUUCUUAGAUAGAUAAGCUCAUGUCUACUACAAUGAUAAGAAAAUCGGAAAUUUGGGUAUCUUACAUCCAGAUGUUGUUAAAAAUUUCGAAUGGAAAUAUCCCGUUUCUGUUUUGGAAUUAAAUUUAGAACCUCUUAUUAACGAAUUCCACUAAUGA